This is a messenger RNA of Phragmites australis (common reed), 3801 nucleotides long. Its product is annotated as formin-like protein 11. The coding region runs from base 662 to 3361 and encodes 899 amino acids. NCBI's taxonomy places the organism in Eukaryota, Viridiplantae, Streptophyta, Magnoliopsida, Poales, Poaceae. The transcript has 6 exons. The record is from RefSeq and is a predicted model, not a curated record. Gene Ontology annotation, biological process: actin nucleation; actin cytoskeleton organization. Gene Ontology annotation, molecular function: actin filament binding.
AGAAGAAGAAUUUAGCAGCAUAGGUAGCAAACAUUUCCCUUUUUUCCACGACGUCUCCGCUAGUCCGCUGCAUAGAAGAGGCGGAGACAAGACGAAGAGAGCUGAAGAAAUCGUUUGCCCGUCCCGGUGGCCCCAGAUCACGCGCCAAAUUCCUUGGUUUGCCCGCGAAUUUGGUGCUGCGAUUUUUUUUUCUUUAUGUGCGAGGAGGGGGGCAUUGGUGCGUUUUCCUUCUUCGGUGCGUUUCCCCUUGUUCUUCGGCCGGAUUUCUUGACGGGUUGGGGAAUCGCGGGUAAAGGUCUUGGCUUUCGUGCGAUUCCUCCAGGCGUGUUGCGUUCGCGGAUUCUGUUCGAUUCUGGGGGGCAAUGCGGCUUCGCAUGUCGGUCUUCGCCGUGGGAGCCCCCGAAUUUCCCCAGCUUUCGUGAUUCUUCCGAGCUUCCUCGCCGUAAUCUGUGCAUUUUUUGGGGGGCAGCUCGAGGUACCAAGAAGUGGCCGUUCUUGAAUCGUUGCCAAAGCAUUUGUUCAAAAGCAAAGGAUUUAAUUUACCAAUCGAUUCUAGGGUGCUGAGGAAUUGUUGUCCGUGCCCUCAAAUUUCUCAGAGGAGGAAUCCCUGGCGCAUUUCUCCAUUGAGAUGGUCUUAUUGGUGUAGAAGGAAGCGGAAAAGAUGAGGCGCUGCAGGGGGGAAUGGCUCCUCGCCCUGUGCCUCAUCGCCGUUCAGCUCCUCGCGCCAACGGUCUGCGAGGGAUUACUCGUCGGCGCUAGGGACUUGUCACCGCCGGCCCUGACGCCGCCCCUGAUCAAAGAAGUAGACGAAAUGGUGGAACAUGUCUGGCUCAAGUGCAGGCUAGACAUGAAAUCUCUUGAAGAUGUUAGAAGCCAUUUCGACUACAACCAUGUAUUUGACAUUCUCCGUAGGAUCUCUGGAAAAGACAGUAAGGACGCCUCUCCUGACAUUGAAGAAGGCGCCAACAAAGCAUUGUCUCCAGAAAUUAAGCGCACUUUACUGAACUGCUUAAGCAAGCAGCCACUUGUUGUCUCUGCACAGGAGAGUGCAAAAGACUUGCCUAUUGAUUAUAUCAAAGCGCUUCUUGCCUCGUUAAGAGGAGACCUGGCUCAGGGACCUUCGGAUACAACAGCAACCCUUGCACCACCACCAACUGUAAAAUCAACUCCCUCACCUUCCCUAGGGAAAACUUCCUCAACAAAAUCUGACAAACCAGAUUCUUCGUCAGAAACAACUCCUAAAAAAAAGACGGUGCCCCCAACAAAAAAAUCAGCAGCACAAAAGAAGGAUAGCAGCGGCAUGCCAACCGCUGCUAUCGUUGGUCUGUCUGUGUCUGGUAUAGCGCUCAUAGCUCUUCUCUGCUUAUGCUGCUGUAUGUGCCGUGGAAAACAGAACUCUUCAUAUGAUUUAAAGGAUGAUAAACCGCUCCUGAGUCUGAACCUGAGUGACUUGUCUGCUGCUUCUCGUAAGCCUUCCCAAGGAAAUCCAAUUGAUGUCAAUAAGCUAGGAGCAUUGUCACUGAAGUCACAGGCUGGCCAAAAUGGCAAUGUCAAACUAAGCUCAUCUGAAGGCCAAAAUGACAAUGUCAAACUAAGCUCAUCGGAAGGCCCAAACACUGAGGUUCAUCCAGCGGUUUACAACAGUUUGGCUGAGCCAAGGGCUGCUUCCAAUGGUACUGUCCCAGGAUCGGUACCAACGCCUCCACCAGUGAUUCCACCUCCAGCUCCUCCACCUCCAAAGGCUCCUCCUUCAUCAACUCCUCAAGCACCAGCGCCAGCACCAUCUUCAAGACUUGCUCCAGUUCUUCACUCGGAACCCUCACCAUCACCUGCUCCAAAAGCUACACCUCCGCCACCGCCACCAAAAUCUACUGGCCCACCUCGCCCACCACCACCGGCAAUGCCUAGUUCGUCAAAAACAUGUCCACCACCACUUAUGAAGAAGUCAGGUAAUAAGGUGGAUGGUAAUGCAGAUUCUCUCGAAGCUAAAACAAAGCUCAAGCCCUUCUUUUGGGAUAAAGUAACGGCAAAUCCUGAUCAAUCUAUGGUGUGGGAUCACAUCAAAUCCGGAUCGUUCCAGUUCAAUGAGGAGAUGAUUGAAAGCCUUUUUGGUUAUAACUCUAUGGACAAAAAAGGCAAUGAUGGGAAGAAAGAUUUAUCAGCAAAAGAUGCUUGUCAAUUUGUGCGGAUACUUGAACCUAAAAAGGCACAGAACCUGGCGAUAUCAUUGAGGGCUCUGAGUGUUUCACCAGAAGAAGUAUGUACUGCAGUUAAGGAAGGAAAUGAACUUCCAUCGGAGUUGAUACAUACCUUACUAAGGUGGACCCCAAGUAGCGAUGAGGAGCUUAGGCUUCGACUAUACACUGGGGAACUCUCUCAACUUGGUCCUGCAGAGCAAUUCUUAAGAGCAAUUAUUGACAUUCCAUAUGUUUUCCAACGCUUAGAUGCAUUACUUUUCAUGGCCAAUCUACCAGAGGAAGCUUCAAGUUUGAAGCAAUCUUUUGCCACUUUAGAGGUAGCUUGCCAGGAGCUUAGAAACAGCCGCCUUUUUUUGAAGCUACUAGAAGCAGUCCUUAAAACAGGAAAUCGAAUGAAUGUUGGUACAUUCCGUGGAGGAGCUCAGGCUUUUAAACUUGACACGCUCCUUAAGUUAUCUGAUGUCAAAGGAACUGAUGGGAAGACAACACUGUUACAUUUUGUUGUUCAAGAAAUCAUCCGUUCCGAAGGUGUUCGUAUUGCACGGGCUGCGAAAGAGCAGAGUAGCAGUGUAUCCAGUGUGGACGCCAAUGAUUUUACUGAUGACAAUACUGAGCAAACUGAAGACGAUUACAAACAACUUGGAUUAAAAGUUGUGUCCAGUUUAGGAGAUGAACUUCAAAAUGUCAGGAAGGCAGCAAUCCUUGAUGCAGAUCAAUUGACAAUGUUGGUAGCAAGUCUUGGCCACAGACUUGUCAAAACCAAAGAAUUCCUGAACACGAGUAUGAAAAGUUUGAAUGAAGACAGUGGGUUUCACCAGAAUCUUAAGCAUUUCACAGAGCAGUCUCAAACUGACGUUACUUUCUUGCUAGAGGACGAGAAGAAAAUACGGUCUUUGGUCCGAAGCACUGUUGAUUAUUUCCACGGGAGUACAGGGAAGGAUGAGGGACUGCGGUUAUUUGUGGUGGUCCGAGAUUUCCUUGCAAUGCUGGACAAAGUUUGCAAAGAGGUGAAAGAAGCAUCAAAAGUAGCUCCAAGGAUAGCAAAGACCAAACAGCCAUCUCAAACAUCUCAGUCUUUUAAUGAUCCCAGGCGCAACCUAUUCCCAGCAAUUCAAGAUCGGAGGGCAGAUAGCUCAAGCUCAAGUUCUGAUGAGGACAAUUAGCUCUCUAUCAAAUGAAGGUAUCCAUCCUUUUUCUUACAAAGUACGCUACAUUUUGACUCUUACAAAACAAUUGUGCAGUGAUAGAAAAGACGUGAAAACUGAUGAGGAAAUGAUAGCGUCUACAUUGUUUUGGUCAUUCACUGUAUCAACAGAAUCAAAAUUUCAAAACCUAGCUUGUUGUGCACUUGUACUGUUAGAAAAAAAGGCAUGUCAUCUGACCCGACCUGGCAUUCUUGGCUGAGACUGUUUCGCACUCCCAUUGAGCAAAAGAGAAACUCAUGGUCGAGACAGUCCAGCUGAAAGGUGCUACCAGAGUCGUAAUGGGUGAUUCAAAAGAGAAGGAAGAAAACUGACCUAGUUUAGGGCAGGCAUUACGUGCAGGAGGAGGUAGGCUGACUCUGAUACAGUUCUCUCUUUUUUUUCAUUAUACAUUUGUACCA